AUGGCGGGCUGCUGCGCGGCGCUGGGCGCCUUCCUGUUCGAGUACGACACGCCGCGCAUCGUGCUCAUCCGCAGCCGUAAAGUGGGGCUGAUGAACCGCGCCGUGCAGCUGCUCAUCCUGGCUUACGUCAUCGGGUGGGUGUUUGUGUGGGAGAAGGGUUACCAGGAAGUAGACUCGGUGGUCAGCUCGGUGACCACGAAGGCCAAGGGCGUGGCCGUGACCAACACCUCUGACCUUGGAUACCGGAUCUGGGAUGUGGCCGACUAUGUGAUCCCAGCUCAGGAGGAAAACUCACUCUUUAUCAUGACCAACGUGAUCGUAACCAUGAACCAGACCCAGGGCGUGUGUCCUGAGAUUCCAGAUAAGACCACGACGUGCGAGUCGGACGACAACUGCACCGCGGGCUCGACAAGCACCCACAGCAAUGGAGUGUCCACGGGAAAGUGUGUUCCGUUCAACACGUCCGUGAAGACUUGCGAAGUGGCUGCCUGGUGUCCCGUGGAGGAUGAUGGCCACGUGCCCAAGCCUGCUUUUCUGAAGGCUGCAGAGAACUUCACCCUUUUGGUCAAGAACAACAUCUGGUACCCCAAGUUUAACUUCAGCAAGAGGAACAUCCUCCCCAACAUCACCACGUCCUACCUCAAAUCCUGCACCUACGACGCACGGACAGACCCCUUCUGCCCCAUCUUCCGCCUGGGCGGAAUCGUGGCGAGCGCGGGGCAGAGCUUCCAGGACAUGGCGGUGGAGGGGGGCAUCAUGGGUAUCCAGAUCAGAUGGGACUGUAACCUGGACCGCAGUGCCGCCCUCUGCCUGCCCCGGUACUCCUUCCGCCGCCUGGACAACCGCGACGCCGACCACAACGUGUCCCCCGGCUACAAUUUCAGGUUCGCCAAGUACUACAGCAGCCCGGCCGGCGCCGAGCACCGGACCCUCAUCAAGGCCUACGGCAUCCGCUUCGACAUCAUCGUGUUCGGGAAGGCUGGCAAGUUUGACAUCAUCCCCACCAUGAUUAACGUGGGCUCCGGCUUGGCUUUGCUAGGCGUGGCGACAGUGCUGUGUGAUGUCAUAGUCCUGUACUGCAUGAAGAAGAGAUUCUAUUACCGGGAGAAGAAAUACAAGUUCGUGGAAGAUUACGAACAGGGCCUCAGCGGUGAGACAGACCCGUGA
Molecule: messenger RNA, 1167 nt
Organism: Elephantulus edwardii (Cape elephant shrew)
Lineage: Eukaryota; Metazoa; Chordata; Mammalia; Macroscelidea; Macroscelididae
Gene: P2RX4
Product: purinergic receptor P2X, ligand-gated ion channel, 4
Exons: 12
Coding region: 1-1167 (388 amino acids)
Biological process (GO): monoatomic cation transmembrane transport; response to ATP
Cellular component (GO): nuclear inner membrane; plasma membrane
Molecular function (GO): purinergic nucleotide receptor activity; ATP binding; extracellularly ATP-gated monoatomic cation channel activity
Source: RefSeq, a predicted model, not a curated record